Molecule: messenger RNA, 1633 nt
Organism: Closterium sp. Naga37s-1
Lineage: Eukaryota; Viridiplantae; Streptophyta; Zygnematophyceae; Desmidiales; Closteriaceae
Source: the annotation of a GenBank genome assembly
CCGAGCAUGUGAGCUGGUGCGAGUGAAUGCGGGGCGGGAGGAGACAGCAGGGGGGGUGGCGCAGCAGGUGUUGCGAGAUCAGGGCGUGGCGCUGGCAGCAGGGGGGACUGCAUCGCUUGUGUUUAACGGGGUGGAGCUGGAUGAACGCUCCACCCUGGAUCAGUGCGGCAUUCGAUCCGCUUCAGGGCGAGAGAGCUGGGUGCCUCGAUUUCUAUUCCCCAACGCGUGGCACAUGCAGUCCGUGCCCAGGAAACCGCCAGUGAAGGCAUGGAGCAUCACAUCACGUGUGGGGGUGGUGGCAAGGCAUGGAGCAUCACAUCACCACAGCAGCUGCCUUCCUCCCAGCGCUCUUCCUUCUCAGUCUCUCCGUGCUUCCUUCCAUCCCAUUGCUUCCUUCCAUCCCAUUGCUUCCUUCCAUCCCAUUGCUUCCUUCCAUCCCAUUGCUUCCUUCCAUCCCAUUGCUUCCUUCCAUCCCAUUGCUUCCUUCCAUCCCAUUGCUUCCUUCCAUCCCAUUGCUUCACCUCCAUCCCCAUUUCCCCACCUCCAUCCCCAUUUCCCCACCUCCAUCCCCAUUUCCCCACCUCCAUCCCCAUUUCCCCACCUCCAUCCCCAUUUCCCCACCUCCAUCCCCAUUUCCCCACCUCCAUCCCCAUUUCCCCACCUCCAUCCCCAUUUCCCCACCUCCAUCCCCAUUUCCCCACCUCCAUCCCCCCACCUCCAUCCCCAUUUCCCCACCUCCAUCCCCAUUUCCCCACCUCCAUCCCCAUUUCCCCACCUCCAUCCCCCCACCUCCAUCCCCAUUUCCCCACCUCCAUCCCCAUUUCCCCACCUCCAUCCCCAUUUCCCCACCUCCAUCCCCAUUUCCCCACCUCCAUCCCCAUUUCCCCACCUCCAUCCCCCCACCUCCAUCCCCAUUUCCCCACCUCCAUCCCCAUUUCCCCACCUCCAUCCCCAUUUCCCCACCUCCAUCCCCAUUUCCCCACCUCCAUCCCCCCACCUCCAUCCCCAUUUCCCCACCUCCAUCCCCAUUUCCCCACCUCCAUCCCCAUUAUCUCACACUCGCCUGACAGGUGACAGGCCCCGCAUGGCCAGUGGCAAGGCACAGAACACCACCGCAGCCACUGCCUUCCAGCCUCUCUCUGCUCCAUUGCCUCACCCACACCCCUCCUUCCAUCUCCAUUGCCUCACCCACACUCCUCCCAUCUCCAUUGCCUCACCCACACUCCUCCUUCCAUCUCCAUUGCCUCACCCACACUCCUCCUUCCAUCUCCAUUGCCUCACCCACACUCCUCCCAUCUCCAUUGCCUCACCCACACUCCCUCUGACAGGUAACAUACCCCACAUGGAAAGUGGCAAGGCACGAAGCAUCACCGCAGCCACUGCUGUCCUCAGUGCUCUCGCUCCUCCCACUCCCUCCCUGCUUCCUUCCAUCCUCAUUGCUUCACUCACACUCCUGUCGGCAGGUAACAGACCCCACGUGGCCAGUGGCAAGGCACGGAGCACCGCCGCAGCCACUGCCGUCCUCUGUGCUCUCGCUCCUCACUCUGCCGUUCGACUCUGUCCCUGUCUGGGCGCUAUUCCUCUGCCUCUUUGUUGCUGGCCUCUUCGCCCCGCAAUGAUUUUAGGCAUGUAG